Messenger RNA from Arabis nemorensis, 1038 nucleotides. The record is from the annotation of a GenBank genome assembly. Lineage: Eukaryota; Viridiplantae; Streptophyta; Magnoliopsida; Brassicales; Brassicaceae.
AUGUUGAGAGUUUUUACAAUACUAAUAAUAUGUUUACAUGUGUGUUGUGCUUCUAGUGAUUGUACAAGUCACGAUGAUCAUGGCUCUGUUUCUCAAGAAGAAGCAGAGAAAGCAACAAAGCUUAAGCUCGGUUCGAUCGCUCUGCUUCUUGUGGCCGGAGGAGUCGGCGUGAGUCUACCGUUGAUCGGGAGAAAGAUUCCGGCGCUACAACCCGAAAACGAUGUCUUCUUCAUGGUGAAAGCUUUUGCGGCAGGAGUGAUCCUAUGCACUGGUUUUGUUCAUAUCUUACCAGACGCUUUCGAUAGAUUAAGCUCGCCAUGUCUCGAGGAUACGGUAGCUGGAAAGUUCCCGUUCGCGGGUUUCGUAGCGAUGCUGUCGGCUAUGGGGACUCUUAUGAUUGAUACUUUCGCGACGGGGUAUUAUAAGAGGCAACUUUUUAGCAGUAACAAUGGUAGCAAGCAAGUGAACGUAGUAGACGAAGAAGAGCAUGCGGGUCAUGUUCAUGUGCACACGCACGCGAGCCACGGACACGCACAUGGCUCGACUGAGUUGAUCAGGAGACGGAUAGUGUCGCAGGUUCUUGAGAUUGGGAUAGUUGUGCAUUCGGUUAUAAUAGGAAUAUCGCUUGGAGCUUCACAAAGUAUAGAGACCAUAAAGCCACUCAUGGCUGCUCUUUCUUUCCAUCAGUUCUUCGAAGGACUUGGACUCGGUGGAUGCAUAUCCCUUGCGGAGUUGAAGUCGAAAUCGACGGUGAUAAUGGCGACAUUUUUCUCGGUGACGGCACCGGUUGGGAUAGGGAUAGGAAUGGGGAUGUCAAGUGGUUUAGGAUACAGGAAAGAGAGCAAAGAGGCAAUAAUGGUGGAAGGAAUGUUGAAUGCUGCAUCUGCUGGGAUUCUCAUUUACAUGUCACUUGUUGAUCUGCUUGCUCCUGAUUUCGUCAACCCGAGAUUACAAUCCAAUCUCUGGCUUCACUUGGCGGCCUUUCUCUCUCUUCUCCUCGGCGCUGGUUCCAUGUCUCUCCUCGCCAUUUGGGCAUAA